Molecule: messenger RNA, 1482 nt
Organism: Lemur catta (Ring-tailed lemur)
Lineage: Eukaryota; Metazoa; Chordata; Mammalia; Primates; Lemuridae
Gene: TMX4
Product: thioredoxin related transmembrane protein 4
Exons: 8
Coding region: 223-1272 (349 amino acids)
Source: RefSeq, a predicted model, not a curated record
GAGGCGGGAGGGGGCGUGGCCUCGGCCGGCACGGGCCGAUAAGAGGCGGCGCCCGCCGUCGCGUUGCGAGCGGGGUUGGUCUACGCGGCCGGGCGGAGGCGGGGCGGCCCCGGCGUCUCCGACUGCCUGGAAAGACCUCGACGGGCGGGCGAGCCAGGCUGCGGUCCCGGCCGCUCCCCUUCCUCACAGCCCGUGCCGAGGAGCCUCGGCCAUCGCCCUAACAUGGCGGGCGGGCGCUGCGGCCCGCUGUGGACGGCGCUCCUGGCCGCCUGGGUCGCGGCGGUGGCGGCCACUGCGAGCCCCGAGCAGGCCGCGCUGCCGGCGGAGCAGAGCCGGGUCCAGCCCAUGACCGCCUCCAACUGGACGCUUGUGAUGGAGGGCGAGUGGAUGCUAAAAUUUUAUGCCCCGUGGUGUCCAUCCUGCCAGCAGACUGAUUCAGAAUGGGAGACUUUUGCAAAGAAUGGUGAAAUACUUCAGAUCAGUGUGGGGAAGGUAGAUGUCAUUCAGGAGCCAGGUUUGAGUGGCCGCUUCUUUGUCACCACUCUCCCGGCAUUUUUUCAUGCAAAGGAUGGGAUAUUCCGCCGUUACCGUGGCCCAGGAAUCUUUGAAGACCUGCAAAAUUAUAUCUUAGAGAAAAAAUGGCAAUCAGUCGAGCCUCUGACUGGAUGGAAAUCCCCAGCUUCUCUAACGAUGUCUGGAAUGGCUGGCCUUUUUAGCAUCUCUGGCAAGAUAUGGCAUCUUCACAACUAUUUCAUAGGGACCCUUGGAAUUCCUCCUUGGUGUUCUUAUGUCUUUUUCGUCAUAGCCACCUUGGUUUUGGGCCUUUUCAUGGGUCUGGUCUUGGUGAUAAUAUCAGAAUGUUUCUAUGUGCCACUUCCAAGGCAUUCAUCGGAACGUUCUGAGCAGAAUCAGAGGUCAGAGGAGGCUCGAAGGGCUGAACAGUUGCAGGAUGCAGAGGAGGAAAAAGAUGACUCGAAUGAAGAAGAAAACAAGGACAGCCUUGUAGAUGAUGAAGAAGAGAAAGAAGACCUUGGUGAUGAUGAUGAAAUAGAGGAAGAAGAGGAAGAAGACAACCCGGCUUCUGGGGUAGAUGAGGAGAAGAGUGAUGCCAAUGACCAGGGACCCCCGACAGAGGGCAGUACGGCCCAGGGGGAGGUGGAACCUGAGGAGACUGAAGAAGAUGUCACUGAGCAGCCCCGCUCAGCUGACACAGAGCAAGGGGAGGACUCGUUGAGACAGCGCAAAAGUCAGCAUGCUGAUAAGGGACCAUAGGGUUAAUGACGUUGUUUCCAAGAAUACAGACCAAAAGAAUAUGUCAGUUUCCCUCUGGUCUGCAGUUUAAACCAAACCCUUGAUUUUUUUCUAAAUAAGCAAGCUUCUCACUUAAAAGAUGAUCUCUAGUCAUGUGGUCUCAUGACAGUAAGCCUCAUAUAUGCUAAGGAGAAUCUUUCGGGUAUGACAAUCAUGAUGUGGAAAGACAAA